AUGCAGAUGCAGAUAUUUGUGAAGACACUCACAGGCAAGACCAUCACCCUCGAGGUUGAAUCCUCGGAUACAAUUGACAAUGUCAAGGCGAAGAUCCAGGACAAGGAGGGGAUCCCGCCGGACCAGCAGCGCCUGAUCUUUGCUGGCAAGCAGCUCGAGGACGGGCGCACACUUGCUGACUAUAACAUCCAAAAGGAGUCCACCCUCCACCUUGUGCUCAGACUCAGGGGUGGCAUGCAGAUCUUUGUCAAGACCCUCACUGGCAAGACUAUUACUCUUGAGGUCGAGUCCUCUGACACGAUUGACAAUGUCAAGGCGAAGAUUCAGGACAAGGAAGGUAUCCCUCCGGACCAGCAGCGGUUGAUCUUUGCUGGGAAGCAGCUUGAGGAUGGCCGUACCUUGGCUGACUACAAUAUUCAGAAGGAGUCUACUCUUCACCUCGUCCUUCGCCUCAGGGGUGGCAUGCAAAUCUUUGUCAAGACCUUAACUGGCAAGACUAUCACCCUUGAAGUCGAGUCCUCUGACACAAUCGACAAUGUCAAGGCGAAGAUUCAGGACAAGGAAGGCAUCCCUCCGGACCAGCAGCGGUUGAUCUUUGCUGGCAAGCAGCUUGAGGAUGGCCGUACCUUGGCUGAUUACAAUAUUCAGAAGGAAUCCACUCUCCACCUCGUCCUCCGCCUCAGGGGAGGCAUGCAGAUCUUUGUGAAGACCUUGACUGGAAAGACCAUCACGCUUGAAGUUGAGUCUUCCGACACAAUUGAUAACGUGAAGGCAAAGAUUCAAGAUAAGGAAGGCAUUCCACCAGACCAGCAGCGCCUCAUCUUCGCUGGAAAGCAGCUGGAGGAUGGCCGGACUCUUGCCGACUAUAACAUUCAGAAGGAGUCCACCCUCCACUUGGUGCUCCGUCUCCGCGGUGGCAUGCAGAUCUUUGUGAAGACCCUGACCGGGAAGACCAUCACCCUGGAGGUCGAGUCUUCCGACACCAUUGACAAUGUGAAGGCGAAGAUCCAGGACAAGGAGGGCAUCCCGCCGGACCAGCAGCGCCUGAUCUUUGCUGGUAAGCAGCUUGAGGACGGCCGCACCUUGGCAGACUACAACAUUCAGAAGGAGUCUACGCUCCACCUGGUUCUGCGCCUCCGAGGUGGCCAGUGAAGGUCCGAGGUGGGCUGGCGUACCAAGUUCAAUUUGUCUGUCUGAUGUGUCUCUGAAGUUGAGUCUGUCUAAGUUUCUACUGUGUGUCUGAAGUUUGAGUCUGUCUUAAGUUUCUACUGUGAUAAAGCCCCGUAUGAUGUUUCGCAAAAAGUAUUUGAGUACAACAGUUUGAUUGCUGCAAUGGAUUAGUGAACUUGGUUUUAUCUUGGCUUAUGAAAUUUGUUUCUC
Molecule: messenger RNA, 1380 nt
Organism: Setaria italica (foxtail millet)
Lineage: Eukaryota; Viridiplantae; Streptophyta; Magnoliopsida; Poales; Poaceae
Product: polyubiquitin
Exons: 1
Coding region: 1-1152 (383 amino acids)
Biological process (GO): modification-dependent protein catabolic process; protein ubiquitination
Cellular component (GO): cytoplasm; nucleus
Molecular function (GO): ubiquitin protein ligase binding; protein tag activity
Source: RefSeq, a predicted model, not a curated record